This is a messenger RNA of Fonsecaea multimorphosa CBS 102226, 1125 nucleotides long. RefSeq lists its product as uncharacterized. The transcript has 4 exons. NCBI's taxonomy places the organism in Eukaryota, Fungi, Ascomycota, Eurotiomycetes, Chaetothyriales, Herpotrichiellaceae. Bases 1 to 1125 code for a protein of 374 amino acids. The record is from RefSeq and is a predicted model, not a curated record.
AUGGGGAAUGGAGAUGCCUCAUCAACAAAGCCCCCGGUGGUUCUUUUCGGCUAUGACUCGUCGCCUUUCACCACCAAGGUCAAAUUGGCUCUCAGGCUGAAACAAAUACCAUACACUUUUGUUGUGGUGCCAUCAAUGAUGCCACGCCCGGUCCUGAAGGAUAAUUUCAACGUCACUUAUAGAAAGAUUCCGGUUUUGGCCAUUGGACGAGAGAUCUACAUCGACACCUCAUUGAUUCUCGAAGCCCUUGAAAGUCAGUUCCCUUCGGCACAGGGCUAUGGAACACUCUACCCGUCCUCCUCAGCCGCCUUUCGACCCCUGCUUCGCGGUUUUGCCUCAUAUUGGACCGACCGCCCCCUUUUCCGCGUAACCACAGGGCUGAUACCCCCGAGUGUCUGGCGGACGCACUUCGGAGUCGACCGGUCCAAUCUGAUCGGCCACAAACUCGACGUGGAGAAACUGGGGAGGAAAGUCCCCGAGAAUCUCAGCGGUCUGGAUUUGCAGCUGAGCUUGUUGGAGCCACUGGUCUCUGGCACGCAGGCCAAACCAUGGAUCUUCGGGGCCGAUACGCCAAGCGUUGCGGACCUCGCGCUUUGGUAUCAGCUCGAUUGGGGGGAGAAGAUCAGUCGCGGAGAAGGAAUCGAGAAUCUGACCGGCGGAGGCACGAGUGAUGGCGAUGGAGAGGGAAUGGGGGCCGUGUUCAAUCGAGACCGGUAUCCUGGAAUCUUUGCUUGGUUCGAGCGCUUCAAAGCACAUGUUGAUGGGCUGCCGAGCGUGGAGACAAAGAUCGAAAGGGACGACGCUCCGUCUGUGGCGAGAGUGAUGCAGCAAUUGAAGCAGACACCGCUGUUGAAGGAGAUCCCACUACUUGCGACCCCGGCUGGUCCGCACUACGACCUUGAUAGACGCAAUGGUCUUGUGGCAGGAGCGCAAGUGACCAUCGCCCCAGAUGACACUGGAAGGGAUAGUCCCACUGUAGGGACCCUCGUAGCUCUCACGCCGGAAGAGGCCGUCAUCACACCUCAAAGCGCAAGCGAUGGUACCGGUCCGGCUGUUGGAGAGGUGAGGAUCCACUUUCCCCGUAUCGGGUUUGUGAUACGGACCGCUGUACAGUCAAGACUCUGA